AUGAGAUGGGGCCCACGGGCGAGCUCCCUCCUCUGGACCAGCCCCCGCCGGGGAGCUGGUCUCUGCCCCACCAGCUGAGCUCUGCCCCAUGCCCAGGUGUGGCCGGGACACAGAGGAUGAGCGGCGGCUGCUGGGCCUGGAGCUGGACAAGGCGGCAGGGUCCCUGCUGCUGGCCUUCCCCCCGUGCGUGGCCAGGGUGCCCGUGGCCCGUUGCCAGCAGCACUCGGGCUGCAUGAAGAACUGCCUUGGGAGCCGGGAUCCGUACUGUGGCUGGACGCCCGAGGGCUCCUGCGUCUUCCUGGAGCCCAGCCCCAGGACAGCUUUCGAGCAGGACAUUGCCGGUGGCAGCACAUCGCACCUGGGCGAGUGCGAGGGGCUGGUGACGGAGAGCUUCGUGGACGAGCCGGACGGGCUGGUGUCGGUGAACCUGCUGGUGAUCUCCUCCGUGGCCGCCUUCGUCAUCGGCGCCGUCAUCUCGGGCUUCAGCGUCUGCUGGUUCAUCGGGCACCGGGACCGCAAGGAGCUGGCGCGGCGCAAGGACAAGGAGACCAUCCUGGCACACAGCGAGUCGGUGGUGAGCGUCAGCCGGCUGGGCGAGCGGCGAGCGCGCGCGGGGCAGCCCGGCGCCCUCCUGGCCCCGCUCAUGCCCAACGGCUGGCCCAAGGAGCUGGGCAAGGCGAGCCAACACGACCUGGACUCGGGCGUCCUGCCCACGCCGGAGCAGACCCCGCUGCAGCAGAAGCGCUGCCCCGGCACCCUCCAAAACUGCACCUGGGAGCAGAGCCACAACAUCAUCAACGCCGCGCUGCGGGACCCCGGCGCCGCCUCUGCCGCCGCCGCCGGACGGCUCCACGCCGGCCCCGGCCGCCCGGCCCGCGGCAUGCCCCUCUCCUGCCACGCCAUCCUGGUGGACCAGGAGCUGGAGGCCGAACUCAGCGACUCCUCGGGCGACGGGCACUGGGGCCGGGACCCCCCCGAGGGUCCCCGUGCCCGGCAGCACCCCCCUGCCGGCGCCCGCCGCCCGCCCCGCAGCUCCUACGGCGACUUUGCCGGCACGCCGCGCCCCAGCCCCGACCGCCGGCGCGUGGUUUCGGCGCCCGGCGGGGAUGGGGGGGACUUUGCCGAGGGGCCGCCCUGGCACCCCGAGCAGCUGAACUUCAACGCCAACAACGGCACGGGCCGCCCCGGCGCCCACCUCAAGAGGAACCACACAUUUAACAGCGGCGAAGCGCCGGCGGGCGGCUACGGGCGGCACGGCACGGCACCGAGGGCGCCCGGUGCGGGCCCCCCGCGGGCGCUCACGGACCUGCACCACCUCCUGCGCUACGGCGUGGAGCGGACUCCCUCGGGCAAAUAGGGCCCCGCCGCCCGUCCUGGCACCCACGGGCGCUGCCGCCGUGGACGCUUUCCACCGCCACGCCGCGCUGCGGUCCCCCCCCCAGUUCCCUGGGGACGGGGACAAGGUGGCCCAAGGGCAGGAGCGGUGUGCACGGGGAGGGCUGAGAUGCUGCAUGGGGGACGGGUGCGCCCGGGAAGGGUUUGGGGCCGUCCCCAGCUGUCCCCACUGUCCCCGGCUGGCACGGGGCAGUGCCCUGUGCUCCGGUCGCUUUGCUCGGGCUCCGGGUGUCCGUCUGUCCCGUCCCCUCCCCAGGCUGGACCCAGGGACUGCUGCGCCCUGGGGGGGGGAUCCCUGGGAGGCAGCAGGAUGGACACACGGACAUGGGCGCAACUGAGGCAGAGCGAGGCUGUACCCCCGCGCCGCCUCCCCCUCCCCAGAGACCCUCAGCCCGGGCACUCAGGGGGCUUGUGGGUGCAUCCUGGGGACACCCGGACAGGACAGCACCGAGCAGCACCCCCCAGGUCCAAGCCCCCAGCUCCCCCCCUCCUCAAAAGCACUGCUGGGGGCUGGGGGCUGGAGCCGGGGGGGGUUCCCCUGCUCUCACUGGGGCACGGGGGUCCCACUGACCCCACUCUCUGCUGGCAAAGGGUGCCCUUUCGGUGCCGUCCCUGCCCCAGCUGCAGGCAGGAGGGAGAAGGGGGGCGAAAAGGGGGUCAGGACCCCCCCCCCCCAGCCCGGGACUGAGCCGGGUCAGCCCGGUGCUCCCCAGGGGGCUGCGCACAGGGGGCUGCGGGCGCUGCGUGCCCUGGCGGGAGGCCGGCCCGCAGCACUGCCCCUUGCUGUAAAUAGGGUGCCAGGGCACCGCGGGCACCCCGCCGCCCCGGGCCGGCCAUGCAUGCGACAGCGGUAACGUCUCUGUAUAACCCCGGAGCCCCGCAAUAAAUUUCUGUUUACAAGAGGCGAUUCCCUCCCCGCCGCCA
Molecule: messenger RNA, 2319 nt
Organism: Oxyura jamaicensis (ruddy duck)
Lineage: Eukaryota; Metazoa; Chordata; Aves; Anseriformes; Anatidae
Product: semaphorin-6B-like
Biological process (GO): negative chemotaxis; axon guidance; negative regulation of axon extension involved in axon guidance
Molecular function (GO): chemorepellent activity; semaphorin receptor binding
Source: RefSeq, a predicted model, not a curated record